Messenger RNA from Perca fluviatilis (European perch), 3067 nucleotides. Its product is annotated as leucine-rich repeat-containing G-protein coupled receptor 5-like. Gene Ontology annotation, biological process: G protein-coupled receptor signaling pathway. Gene Ontology annotation, cellular component: membrane. The record is from RefSeq and is a predicted model, not a curated record. The annotation marks the transcript as partial. Gene Ontology annotation, molecular function: protein binding; G protein-coupled receptor activity. Lineage: Eukaryota; Metazoa; Chordata; Actinopteri; Perciformes; Percidae. The transcript has 20 exons.
CACACACACACACACACACACACACACACAGACAGUGAGUAACCUACCCUAUAUAAAAGUAAACGGGGCUGACACGCUGUAGUAGUGUGAGUAGAGGGACACACACAUUCACACACACACAUUCACACACACACUCCGGCUCUGCCGCUGCACGCGUGCAGCCUGGAAAGCGACCAACUUGCAGUCUUCAACUCAAACAACUUGGACUUUUUAUUUCACUGUUUUAUAUUCUCUCAAUCCUUAUACAGUUCAGUUAAUCUCAACGGGGCUGUGACCAGAGCCCGAUAACAACCUGAUCCGGAUCCUGUUGUUUGUUUUUUUAACUGGAUUUGGGACUUUUAGCUUCCGAGGAGAAACCGCGGCGGACAUGCCGGGGUUUGUGGCUUUGCUGGCCGUGUUUGCAGCCCUCUCGGGCGGGUCAAGGAGCUCCGUGGUCGGGGAGGAGGGGACAACACCAGCGGCGGCGGCGGCGUGGGUGAACAGCUCCGCGGUGGCCCGGGUGGAGAGCUCCGGGGACGGGGACAGAGGAGCGGGGCGGGCUGGCUGCCACGGCCGCUGUCGGUGCGAGGUGGACGGGCUGCUGCACCGGGUGGACUGCUCGGACCUGGGGCUCCGGGAGGUACCGAGCAACCUGAGCGUCUUCACGUCUUACCUUGAUCUCAGCAUGAAUAAUCUGACUGUGUUGUCCGCUGGAGCUCUGACCAACCUGCCCUUCCUGGAGGAACUGCGUUUGGCGGGAAACGAUCUGUCAGUCAUCCCCAGAGGAGCAUUCACCGGCCUUUACAACCUGAAAGUGCUGAUGCUCCAGAACAACCAGCUGAUGUCUGUACCUGCUGAGGCCUUCAACAACCUGCACAACCUGCAGUCACUCCGCCUGGACGCCAAUCACAUCUCCAGCGUUCCCAUUGGCUGUUUCUCCGGCCUGCGCUUGCUCCGUCACCUGUGGUUGGAUGACAACUCUCUGACGGAGGUGCCGGUGGAGGCGCUAAGCGAGCUGCCCGCCCUGCAGGCCAUGACGCUCGCCCUCAACCACAUCAGCCACGUGCCAGAUCACGCCUUCAGCAAGCUGGGCCGCCUGGUGGUGCUGCAUCUCAACAACAAUAGGAUCGUUUCCAUGGGAACAAACUGCUUCCACGGACUCCACAAUUUGGAGACGCUAGAUUUGAACUACAACAGCCUGGUUGAGUUUCCGACAGCGAUACGGUCCCUCAGUCACCUGAAGGAACUUGGUUUCCAUAGCAACAACAUCCAGUCCAUCCCGGAGCACGCCUUCACGGGGAACCCCUCUCUCAUCACCAUAUUUUUCUACGACAACCCGAUCCAGUCUGUUGGGCGAUCUGCCUUUCAGAACCUACCAGAGCUACGCACACUCUCUCUGAACGGAGCAGCAGAUCUCACCGAGUUUCCAGAUCUGACGGGAACCAAGAGCCUGGAAAGCCUGACUAUCACAGGAGCUCGGAUCACCUCUCUGCCCAGUUCAGUGUGUGAGCAGCUUCCAAACCUUCAGCUGCUAGAUCUCUCCUAUAAUCAGAUCCAGACUCUUCCCAGCUUCUCCGGCUGUGAGAGCGUUCAGAAGAUUGAUCUGCAACAUAACGAGAUAGAGGAACUGGAGGAGAACACCUUCCACAGUCUGAUGUCACUACGCUCUCUUGAUUUAUCUUGGAACAGACUGUCAACAGUGAAGCCGAACUCUUUCUCUGCUCUGCCGGCUCUCACCAAACUUGACCUGUCGUCCAAUCAGCUUUCGUCUCUGCCUCUGAUUGGUCUACAGAGUUUAACUCACCUGCGAUUGGCUGGAAACACACAGCUGAUGGAGUUAAUACCCCGAGAGGACCUGCCCCGAGUCAGGGUGAUGGAGCUUCCUUACGCCUUCCAGUGCUGUGCCUUUGUUUCCUGUGAGAGGAGAGGAGGAGGUGCAUCCUGGGAGAGAGAGGAGACCGCAGACUCCACAGGGAAAGAAACGUCCGUCCACUCCAGCCAAGUAGAUCAGGACUGGGAGGACUUCUUGAUAGAGUUUGAAGAUGACCCCAAACUUCAGCAGUCUGUCCACUGCAGCCCUGCACCAGGCCCGUUUCGGCCCUGCCUCCAUCUGCUCGGCAGCUGGUUGAUCCGUGGUGGCGUGUGGCUCGUUGCAGCGCUGUCAUUGGUCAGCAACAGCCGCCUCCCCUCUCAUUCCCCUGCUUUGCAGUUCCCCCCCUCAUUGACCCCCCCGCUCUGGUGUGCCGCCGGGUCGGUGGAUGCCCUCCACGUUUGGCGGCGCUUUUCCUCUUUCCCUUCUUCCCUGGGGCGGCCUGAUGGGAGUACAAGGAAUUUCAAAAUAAAAGUCAGUAACAGUUCUUGGACUUUGUGUAUGUGUUGCAGGUACGGAGCGAGGUGGGAGAGCAGCUUCCUGUGUCGCCUCAGCGGCUUCCUGUGUGUGUUUGCGUCGCAGACCGGCCUCUUCCUGCUCACGGUCACGGCUCUGGAGCGCUGCCUGGCCGCCACCGCCGCACGCCGCCACAAACCUGACGGACACAAUGGCCGCUCCUCCUCUUCCUCGCCGCUCUCCGUCCGUCUGGCGGUCUGUCUGUGCUUCCUGUUGGGCCUGGCGGUCACACUGCCCCCCCUGGUGGCCGGACACAGCAGCACCUCCCUCUGUCUGCCGCUGCCUUCCUCCUCCUCCUCCUCCUCCCUGGCCUUCUCCGUCUCCCUGGUGCUCCUCGACUCGCUGUGCUUCCUCGCCAUGACGCUCGCCUACACUCGCCUCUACUGUCGGGCCGACAAAGCUGCGCCCGCCGCCGAAGAAGAGGUGGCGCUAACUCGACAUGUGGCCUGGCUGCUCUUCUCCGACUGCCUCCUCUACCUCCCCGUGGCCUUCCUCUCCUUGUCCUCGCUGCUGCGCCUCUCCGCGGCCGGGCCGGAGGCGGCUAAGGGGGUGCUGCUGCUCGUGGCGCCGCUGCCAGCCUGCGUCAACCCACUGCUUUACAUCCUUUUCAACCCGCUCGCACGCCAGGAGCUGGCGGCGCUGGCCAAACGCACCCUGCGGGGCCGUGGCGGUGCCCAGACUCUGCAGGGGAGGAGGAGGAGG